AUGGCCCUCAUCGAGCUUCUCAUCUCGCCAUGGGCACCGGCCCUGCUGGCUGCAGGCUUGGUGGCCUACUACCUAUACCCGUACUUUGUCACGUACGCACAUUUGCGUGGCAUCCCCUCUCCCUUCCCGGCGCAGUUCACAAAUUUCUGGUUGCUGUAUAUUGUCCGGCGCGGAGACAGAUACGAGACGGUUGAUAAGCUUCACAAGGAGCUGGGUCCUGUGGUGCGGAUCCAGCCCAACCACGUGAGCAUCGCGGACGACGAUGCGAUUAACAUUAUCUACGGACACGGAAAUGGAUUCCUGAAAUCCAACUUCUACGAUGCCUUCGUCUCCAUCCAGCGAGGCCUCUUCAACACCCGAGACCGCCAUGAGCACUCCCGCAAGCGCAAGAUUGUCUCGCACACCUUCUCUGUCAAAUCCAUCGGCCAGUUCGAGCCGUACAUGCACGAGAACCUCGCGCUCUUCGUCAAGAAGUGGGACGAGCUGAUUCAGAACAGCCCGGCCAAGCAGGGCGCCGUGCUCGACUGCCUCAAGUGGUUCAACUAUCUGGCCUUUGACGUGAUCGGCGACCUCGCCUUUGGUGCGCCGUUUGGUAUGCUGGCAGCUGGUGCCGACAUUGCCGAGGUCCGUGAAUCACCAAACAGCCCGCCCAUCUACGCCCCGGCCAUUGAGAUUCUCAACCGCCGUGGCGAGGUGUCUGCUACGCUGGGAAUCUACCCCGAGAUGAAGCCCUGGGCCAAGUACAUUCCGGACCCGUUCUUCAGCCAAGGUCUCGAGGCCGUGCAGAACCUCGCCGGAAUGGCCAUUGCUCGCGUCAAGGCUCGUCUGGACAACCCUCCCGAUGUCGACCGUCUGGAUCUCCUUGCCCGCUUGAUGGAGGGUCGCGACGACAAGGGACAGCCGCUUGGUAGAGAGGAGCUCACGGCCGAGGCCUUGACGCAGCUCAUUGCAGGCAGCGACACGACGUCCAACUCAUCAUGCGCCCUGCUAUUCCACGUUGCCAGAACCCCCGGUGUCAUCGAGAAGCUCCAGGCCGAGCUGGACGCUGCGAUUCCCGCUAGCGUUGAUGUUCCUACCUACGAAAUGGUGCGCGACUUGCCCUACCUGGGCAUGGUGAUCAACGAGACGCUCCGGUUCCACUCCACAUCCGGUAUCGGUCUGCCGCGCGAGAUUCCCGCCGACUCCCAGGGCGUGUCGAUCCGCGGCCACUUCUUCCCACCUGGCACCGUCCUCAGCGUGCCGUCGUACACGAUGCACCACUCCAAGGAGAUCUGGGGCCCCGACGCGGACGACUUCCGCCCGGAGAGAUGGGAGUCUGUCACGACCAGGCAGAAGAACGCCUUCAUUCCUUUCAGCCACGGUCCCCGCGCCUGUGUGGGCAGAAAUGUUGCCGAGAUGGAGAUGAAGCUUAUUGUGGCUACGUGGGCGAGGCGUUACCGCGUCGAAUUGAAGCAAGACUACAUGGAUACCAAGGAGGGAUUCUUGAGAAAGCCCUUGGAACUGAACAUUAGCAUUCACAGGCGGUAG
Molecule: messenger RNA, 1527 nt
Organism: Colletotrichum chrysophilum
Lineage: Eukaryota; Fungi; Ascomycota; Sordariomycetes; Glomerellales; Glomerellaceae
Exons: 2
Coding region: 1-1527 (508 amino acids)
Molecular function (GO): iron ion binding; oxidoreductase activity, acting on paired donors, with incorporation or reduction of molecular oxygen; monooxygenase activity
Source: RefSeq, a predicted model, not a curated record